UUAACGAAGUUGCAAAACAAGUAUCUAGGAAUACGAAGUGAACGGGUGAACGCUACCGUUCUCAUUGCAAAUAUCAUUCGUACCUCCAACAGGUAUAAUACCUCCAAGAAAUAAUCGCGGCAGCACGCUCGCGCGUGGCGAGUUCGCCAUUGCACUUUUUUUUCUAAAAUCAUAUUUAAUUGGAGCACGGGAGAGCCGAGCUGAUAAAAUUCGAUGAUAAAACCGUUCAACGUCAUACGUGGAAACGAGAAAAGCGAACUCGUUUUGCACGUUUGAAAGCGCGCGUUUUACUACGGCAUGCACUUUUGCCGUUGGUUAAAUGGACACUUGAGAAAUUGACACACACAUUUUCACUGUUCUGAAAGUGAGCCAUAGGGAAGGAGGGUCGUUGACGGAGACAUUCGUACCGACUUGCUUUCGAACAGUAUGUUAUGAGAACACUUCCUGAAAGCAAUACCGAUCGCGCGUGAGGUGUGUUUUCCAACCCAAAGAAAAAAUCGAGAAACCCGUGAUCUCGUCCUCGAAGACGAUUAAACUGCCGAGUGAUUUCUAUUUAUUUAAUCUCACAAUUAUUACAACGAAGAUCAAGAAAGUUGAUUUUCGUUUCUCGGAAACCACAUUAUAAGUUGAAGUCACGAAGAGCAGAUAUGAGAGCAAGUCCUCGUCAGUACGUGGUCUAAGAAUAUCGUGGAGUGGAUCGUUGAACCAGAGCUUCCUUUCUUCUUUCCACGUGUCGAAGUGUCCGGGAGAAAUAAAUCGGAAACUUUCUCUGACGACGUUUGGCUCGACAGUAUUCCGUAAACGAUGUCAGGGGACACCACGUCUGACGAUGAGGGAUCGCAGGAGGAACCGCCACGUUACGACAUCGAUGAUUUGGAAAUCAUUAAAACUAUUGGCACAGGCACAUUUGGCAGGGUAGUUCUCUGCAGGCAUCAUGGAACAUUUCUCGCACUGAAAAUCCUCUCCAUGGUCGAUGUGAUCAGAUUGAAACAAGUCGAGCAUUUGCGCAAUGAAAUCACAAUCCUGAAGGAAGUUAAACAUCCUUUCAUCGUCAAUAUGCUGUGGAACAGUAGGGACGAAGCCAGAGUGUAUAUGCUACUGGAAUUCGUCGCCGGCGGAGAGCUCUUCUCUUACUUAAGAGCGGCCGGAAGAUUCGCAGGGCCCACAAGUUGUUUCUACGCAGCCGAAAUAGUUUGCGCUCUAGAUUAUCUGCACAGCAAGCAUAUAGUUUACAGAGACCUCAAGCCAGAGAAUCUUCUUCUUGAUAGUCAAGGCCACCUCAAAAUCACCGAUUUCGGCUUCUCCAAGAAACUUACGGACAGAACGUGGACCUUGUGUGGAACGCCAGAAUAUUUGGCGCCGGAAAUAAUUCAAAGCAAAGGACACAAUAAAGCCGUAGAUUGGUGGGCGUUAGGUGUUUUAAUUUACGAAAUGUUGGCCGGAUAUCCGCCAUUCUUCGAUGACAAUCCUUUCGGGAUCUACGAGAAGAUUCUGAGCGGUAGGAUAGAAUGGCCAAAGCACAUGGAUCCCAUCGCGAAGGAUCUGAUUAAGAAAUUAUUGAUCGCCGACAGAACGAAGAGAUUGGGAAAUAUGAGGCAAGGCGCUGAGGAUGUGAAGAGGCAUCGAUGGUUUAAGUUAGUCGAAUGGCCCCUGGUACCGCAAAGAGCCUUGACACCCCCGAUAAGGCCACGCGUGAAAACACCGGGCGAUGCGAGCUGUUUCGACGAUUAUCCUGAAACUGACUGGCGUUCCCAACCGCCUUUACCACCAGAUCAACUAGCUUUAUUCCAAGAUUUUUGACAGCUAAUGUGAUGACAUCGUUGAAUAGUCACAAAUAUUUUCACUCGCAAAUUUAUCGAAGCACUGCAGUGCUAAAUAAAAAAACUCACUUUGUGGUAUAAAACAAUGGCGAUCACGUUUCGGCGCGAAAUAU
Molecule: messenger RNA, 1933 nt
Organism: Cyphomyrmex costatus
Lineage: Eukaryota; Metazoa; Arthropoda; Insecta; Hymenoptera; Formicidae
Gene: Pka-C3
Product: Protein kinase, cAMP-dependent, catalytic subunit 3
Exons: 5
Coding region: 805-1800 (331 amino acids)
Biological process (GO): protein phosphorylation
Cellular component (GO): cAMP-dependent protein kinase complex; cytosol
Molecular function (GO): ATP binding; cAMP-dependent protein kinase activity
Source: RefSeq, a predicted model, not a curated record